Messenger RNA from Jatropha curcas, 2732 nucleotides. Its product is annotated as Phototropic-responsive NPH3 family protein. The record is from RefSeq and is a predicted model, not a curated record. Gene Ontology annotation, molecular function: protein binding. Lineage: Eukaryota; Viridiplantae; Streptophyta; Magnoliopsida; Malpighiales; Euphorbiaceae.
UAAUGAUGGCCUUUUUAGGAAGGAAGGAAAAAGAAUUCUUCCAGAAAGACUUUCUUUCUUCUGUAUAAAGAUACAGAAGAGAGGUUUGAGUUGUGGAGUGGUUGGGAUUCUGAUCCGAUUCAAAGAAAGGCAAGGGAAAUUUUAGUAAAGAAAUGAUAUAAAUAAAUUAUUGAUCUACUUUUUCGAAAUCUGCUAAAGCUUUUUCAUUUGUUUUGUCCGUUCUGAGUUUAUAUUUGGAUACCCAAACUCACUCUUUCUUCCUCAAUAAACACUGUGACUCAAAAAAGAAGCAAAAACAUUUUGCUUUCUUGCUUUCUUUCAAGACUCCACUGUCUUCCUACUCAUGGAUCUAGCUUAGUCUGCAUAAGGCAUCUAAACAGGAAUAGAUUUUCCUUUUUAGAAGAUAAAAAUGGCAGCUGAGAAGACCAUCACCAAGAGUCAAGCAUGGUUUUGCACUACUGGAUUGCCAAGUGAUAUUGUUAUAGAAGUGGAAGAUAUGGCCUUUCAUCUUCACAAGUUUCCUUUGAUGUCUAAAAGUCGAAAGCUUCACCAACUGAUAACAGAGCAAGAAACAAACGAAACAUCUACUGCAGGAAGAGAAGGAGAAGAGAAAGAACCUGAAGACGAAAUCGAGGAAAUCCAUUGUCAGAUUACGCUUCCAGAUUUUCCGGGCGGCUCGCAGACUUUCGAGAUGGCUGCCAAGUUCUGCUACGGCGUUAAAGUCGAUCUCACCUCUUCCACCGUCGCGCCACUUCGUUGCGCUGGAGAGUUUCUUGAAAUGACGGAAGAAUAUUCAGAAGACAAUCUUGUUUCUAAAACAGAGCGGUUUCUCUCUCAAUCUGUACUCAAGAGUCUCAAGGAGUCGAUAAAGGCGUUAAAAUCGUGUGAGAAAGUUAUGCCUCUUGCAGAGAGCCUAGGCAUUACUCAACGUUGCAUUGAUUCCAUUGCUUCCAGGGCUUCCUCCGCCGACCCGGCUCUGUUUGGCUGGCCGGUUAGUGAUGGAACCAAUGAGAAUAAACCCAUAUCCAAUCAAGCUUUAUGGAAUGGGAUUGAAUCUGCCGUGCGAAGAAAGGGAGCCGCCACCGCUUCUACAGCCGCCGCCUUUGGUGGUAGAUUUGCUAAUGUGGCCUCAUGGUUUGAAUAUUUGGGGCUUUUAAGUUUGCCUUUGUUUAAGCGAUUGAUUCUCGCCAUGAGAGCGCGAGAUCUGAGUCCACAGAUUAUAGAGAGUUGUUUAAUGUUAUAUGCUAAGAAGUAUAUUCCAGGCGUAUGUACAUUGAACCGGAAGCCAUCUUCGUCUUCCUCUAUAGCUUCAGAGAGCGAACAUAGAGAAGUUUUAGAGACUAUAAUUUCAAAUCUUCCAUUAGAGAAGAGCUCCAGAUCUUCAACGGCGACAAGGUUUCUAUUCGGCUUAUUUAGAACAGCAAACAUAUUAAAUGCGUCAGAAUCGUGUCGUUCCGCGUUGGAAAAGAAGAUCGGAUCACAAUUGGAGCAAGCUACACUGGACGAUCUACUAAUUCCUAGUUAUUCAUAUCUUAACGAGACUUUGUACGAUGUUGAUUGCUUGGAGAGAAUUCUAGGCUAUUUUUUGGAUGGACUCGAAGAGAGAAAUGCAGCCGGAGUUGAAGCAGAGGAGGAGGAAGGUGAUCGCAAUGUGAGAUCACCGGCAUUGAUGCUCGUCGGAAAACUAAUCGACGGUUAUCUUGCUGAGAUUGCCUCCGAUGCCAAUCUGAAACCUGAUAGAUUCUACAAUCUGGCAAUCUCUUUACCAGAGCAAGCUAGGCUUUUCGACGACGGCCUUUACAGAGCCGUCGACGUUUAUCUCAAGGCUCAUCCAUGGAUAUCAGAAGCAGAGCGGGAAAAGAUUUGUGCAGUAAUGGAUUGCCAAAAGCUGACAUUAGAGGCUUGCACACACGCAGCACAGAACGAGCGGCUUCCACUGCGGGCGGUGGUUCAAGUUUUAUUUUUCGAGCAGUUACAACUCCGCCACGCAAUCGCCGGAACAUUAAUAGCGACGGAGACGGCGCCGCAGGAAACUGCUAGACUAUCGCUGAUAAGAAGAGAACAGGAAGAUGUAGAGGAGGGAGCUGCAGCGACGGCGGCGGCGGAGGCACGGGAGAGUACUACCUGGAGGGCAGCAGUGAGGGAGAAUCAGGUGCUACGACUAGAUAUGGAUAGCAUGAGGACGCGGGUGCAUCAGCUGGAAAGAGAGUGUUCUACAAUGAAGAAAGUGAUCGAUAAGAUUGAUAAGGAUGGUCCACGUGGAUGGAGAGGGUCACUUACGAAAAAGUUGGGGUGCAAAUUCAAGACUCAGGUGUGUAAUUCUCAUGAACAGGCGGUAGUAAAUGCAAGCAAAGGAAGGCACCAUCACCACCAACAAUAGGCUCUCCCGUACGUGAACACAGCUUUGUCGUUAAUUAAUUAAAAUAUUCCGUUGUCUCGUGUGAGUUGACCAACUUACACUGUGUAGACGGGUGUCCAUGAUUUGUUAUGUCCAUGUAAGUGGCUGCCACGUAUGAUCUGAAAAAGGAAGGAAAAAUAAAAUUUCCAAGUCUUUAUUUUUUCUGACCGAAAUUAUAUUGUUUGAUUGGCCAAAUUUACACGACUUUUGAGGAAAUGCUGUUCCAGAAAGCAAGUGGCAGUGGGAGAUUAAUUACAGCCCCUUUCUCUGUAUAAAGUUUGUGCAAUAUGAAUACGACGAACUCACUCCUGGUCCGUCCAAGGAUUUGAUUUGA